Messenger RNA from Caenorhabditis elegans, 235 nucleotides. RefSeq lists its product as uncharacterized. Bases 1 to 204 code for a protein of 67 amino acids. The record is from RefSeq and is marked reviewed. The transcript is spliced from 2 exons. Lineage: Eukaryota; Metazoa; Nematoda; Chromadorea; Rhabditida; Rhabditidae.
AUGCACACUCUGAUCUUAUUUAGAACCGUUCACUCUGUCUCCAAUUUCUACAUUUUCUCCAGUACCAUUCUGCUUACGUCAGCAGUAAUUCUUGCAAUAUUUUUCUUUUUUGGCGAUGGAUUUUUCCGAGAAAAGUAUCGCAGAGAGUUCUCCACAAAUUCCAAAGAAAAGGACGGAAACAAGAACUUGACCACUGUUGAAUAAAUAUGUUUAAAUUAUAAAUAUAUUUGCAAUA